This is a messenger RNA of Zasmidium cellare ATCC 36951, 384 nucleotides long. RefSeq lists its product as uncharacterized. Lineage: Eukaryota; Fungi; Ascomycota; Dothideomycetes; Mycosphaerellales; Mycosphaerellaceae. Gene Ontology annotation, molecular function: protein-disulfide reductase [NAD(P)H] activity. The record is from RefSeq and is a predicted model, not a curated record. The transcript has 2 exons. Bases 1 to 384 code for a protein of 127 amino acids. Gene Ontology annotation, cellular component: cytosol.
AUGCCAAUCCUCCAGGACUUUUCAUUUCCAAGCUCUGCUGAAGGUCUCCAGCUCUCGCCUGGAACGCCUCUCUUCAUUGCAUUCCUGGCCUCGAAAGAUCCAGUCACGAACCGGCCAUGGUGUCCAGACGUUGUGGCGGCAUUACCAGUGCUCGAAGCUACGUUCAAGGGCGGCAAACAACCCACAGCGGCAUUCGUUGACGUGGGACAGAGACCUGAAUGGAAAGAUCCCAAGAAUGUGUUCCGUACCAAAUGGAAUGUUCACAACACGCCGACCUUGGUUCGAUUCGAGAAAGUGGGCGAUGCCGUGAAGGAAGUCGGUCGCUUGGUCGAAGGCGAGAUUCUGGAUCAGGAGCGCCUCCAGAAACUGAUACAGGGUGCUUAG